Messenger RNA from Moneuplotes crassus, 6003 nucleotides. The record is from the annotation of a GenBank genome assembly. NCBI's taxonomy places the organism in Eukaryota, Ciliophora, Spirotrichea, Euplotida, Euplotidae.
AUGAUAAAUGAAAGUGCGGCAAACCAAGGAAUUUUCUGAAGAAAAAUCGAUCAUUCCGUCCCAUUAUCGAUCAUGCCGUCAAAUGGAUCAAAAGCUGUCUUCAAGGCUAAAAGUAUCAUGAAGACUAAGUCCAAAGUAAGAAUUUCAAGAGGAGAACGAAAUAAGGAAAACUCUACAGGAAAUGCGCAAUUUCGGUAUGAUAUCAAGCCUCCCAGAAAACCUGCAAGUAUGCUUCCCAAACCUUCUUCCAGAUUGAGCACUAAUAAAAAUACUCGUAAGGGGGAGUUCCAGAAAUAUGCUUAUGAUAGUAAGUCAAGAGAAAGGAGCAUUCCAACAAAAGUUAUGGGGAGGAAAGGAUCGGUUCAUACAACUUCCGCAAAACCUGCCAAAAAUGAUCCUGUAUCUAAAACAGAGUUGCUUUACCAAAAAGCAAGGUCUGCCUUAGGAAAAAGCAAAAAGAACAAAACUAAAACUGAGUCAUCUAAGCCCCCUUUACAGAAGCGAAGAAGUGAAGCUGUACUAGAAGUUAUGCGCAAACAAGAGCGGAUUAGGAAGAACCUCUCUCAUAAAGGUUCCUUCUGACAGAGUUCCUCCCGGAACUCUAAGCCUAACCUGCUAGAAAGCAGGAAAAGUUCAAGAAAUACCCAAGAAAGGAUCAAUAAAGCCAAAUUUAGCACAAAAAGAUCCCAAGUAUCUGUUAAAAAUAAGGAAGAGACUUCAAAAGAGAAACAUUUUAAACUCUCUAGGAAAGAAGCGAGAGCCAGGAUUGGCUUAAGCUCAAUCCCUGAUGAGAAGAUCGAAGAAUUUGUGAAAGUCAAGAAGACCAAAGUUAAGCCUCAAGUUAUCCCAGAAGGCAAGAAAUCCAACAGAGACCCAGUCCCUGUCUUUAGCUAUGAAAGUCGUUCAAAAUCACGAUUAAAUCAGGAUUCUACCUCAAAAGAGCAAGAAUCUGAUGGCACGAAUAAAGUAAAAGUGAGAGAAACUUUGAAAAUCAAAUUCCCAGAGGUACCUCAAGCUGAAGAUCGGCGGAUAGUUAGCACCAUAGAAUCUCGCUAUGACCAAGAUCUGGCUUCAUCCAUCAAUGAUUUUGAUGAAUUCACACCAAUGUACUCAAAAAUGACCAAGCAAAAGCUCAAAAAGACAACUUCAAAGCCUAAAAAUCCAAAAAUAACCAAAGAAAAGUCCAAUAUAAAGAGCUUCGGUGGGAAGCCUCCUAAAUCCCAAGAAAAUCCUUUGCGAAAAUCAGAAGACAAGAAGGAGCUUGUCCGCCAGCAGAAGAAAGCCAAUUACAAAAAACUUAAAGAAGAAAAAGAUAAAAGAAAAGAGCGUGAGCUUAAGACAAAGCAGAAUGUAGAAGCACUCAACCAAUUCUUAACUAAAUAAAACUCAGAAUUAUAAGAAAAUCAAGGCAUUAAAUAAGGAGAAAGAACCAGAAGAGGACUUCCCAACUAAGGAAGCCCUAAAGGCAGAAACUUUAAAUAGGCUGACUACCCAGCCGAGUACUAGGACAAGCUAUAGACCUCCAGCUCGACCGAAGAAGGCUGUUGGGGAUUCAAAUCCCAAUGUGAUUUUAACAAACAGAAGGACUUACAACCCAAAGGGACCCUCAAAGAAGGUUAUUAAGAAAGUGAUCAAUAUCCCUACAGUAAAAAUGAACAAGAAAAAGAAGGCCCAUAACCAAAGUUUCCACUCAAAAGACGAAAGCUGAGAGGACUCCUCCCACAGAAAAGUAGUCAUCAGCAAAAUGUCCAAGGUCUCUAAAAAUUCUGAAAAGAAAGCUUCUAGAAGUAUCAAGACUAAGAAGACGAAGAAAGUCAGGAAGAAUUCUCCGAAAAAGUCCCAGAGAGUUAAUCAUACUUCACUGAACAUGAACUGCAAUGACGACAGUAUUUUUAAUGAGCAUUCUGUGAACAAGAGCUACCAGCAAGAGUAUAACUUUGAUCACCCCAUUACAAAGAACACUCUUGAAGAUGUCCAGAGAAAUUUUGACAGCGAAAGUGAUUACCUGAACAUUCAUGGGGAGAUUGAGCUCGACCCCAUCAAGCCAGAGAACGGAGUCGAAGAGAUUCAGCCUCAAGACUGGGAAAAUAUCGAGAUGUUCAGCAGCAAAAAGUUUAGUGACAUUCUCAAAAAGCACAAGAAAGUUAUUAGGUAUCAAGAAUCUGAGUUUAAUGAGGAACAGGAAAGCUUAAUGGAUAUCCAGAGUAAUCGUAAAAGUACUAAUAAUCUCCAAGUCACUGAUAUCUGUGACGAUGAGAAAGAUUUUGAGCAGCAAAAGACAUAUGAAAAGCCUUUAUCACGAGAGAACUUUGAUGGAGUACUACAACCUCCUCAAGAAUUUGAUAAGAUCAGAAAAGCCAGCACACAUCAUAUUAGAGAGGUACCCAAUAAGGAAGAAAUGAAGGUAGCCGAGCUAAAGACAUUUCAGAAUCAGUCUCGCUGUCCUGAGAUCGCUGCUAACCACGUCAAAGAGUUUUCAGAGGGUAGAGCAUCGAAUAAAAUUUUAACAGCCUCGAUUAACUUACUCGAUAAAGAAAUUUUCUCAGAUGAGAAGCCUCAAGAAGAGGAAGAAAACAAGCAAGAAGAAGAGAAAGAUGAUAGCUUAUGGAAGCCACCAAAUUGGAACUUCGGAGAGCCUCAAAAAGAAGGAUUCUUUGAAGGCAAUGUCACUUCUAAAAGAGUCAUUGUAGAUGACCUAGAAGAUUUCCAGUAUGAUGACCCUGUUCCAUAUGAUGAGACUGGAGGAAGUGACCAUGAUGCACUUGAAAAUGUUAGUGUUUUCGAACAUGAGACUUCAGAAGCUGACCCUGACCAAAUUCCAUUCAAUAUUGAAGAGGAUCUACCCGAAAGAGACCAUGAAGAAAAGACAUACACAGAUACACAAGGAGAGGAUAAGGAUACUCUGAAACAAAUGAGGAUCCUUUUCGGCUCUGAGCAACGGAUCCGUGAACAAAGUGAGGCUGCUAUUAAGCAUCUAAACUGUGAAGAGCCAGAACAAGACCAAGACUCCGAACCAGAUGAAUUCCAAACACCAGGAUUAUCCCAACAUGAUGAAAGCAAUAAGAUAAGCUCGAGAAUCUUUGGAAAGCAGAGCUUCCAAGAUUUUUCAAGGAAGAAGUUCCAAGAAAUAAUGUUUGACGGCAACAUGUCAGAAUUCAUGAAUUCUGUUGAAAGGACUGUGAGAGAAACUGUUGGUGAAAGCAAGACGUAUAGAAAACGUGAAGAAAAGGCCAAAAAUUAUACUUCAUUUACUCCUAAAAAGACCUCAUUUGCUUCUCCCAGAAAAUUCAAUAGGAAAGAACUCGAGCUAGACAGCAUCGUAGGUAAUAAAAUGAAGUACAUGUCUGAGAAGAAGAAAGCAAGAAAGAGUAUGUUGGAGAAUUACGAUUCAAGCUUACUCAAGGAUUUCCCUCAAGAUCCCUUCAAUAACUCUCAGGAAGUCUACAAGGCUAAAUUUGCUAACUACAGUGCCAAGAAGUCCAACGACAUAGUGUCCCAAAGGAAAAGUCUAGAUCAUAAGUCCGGUCAAGGACUUGAGCAUCCAGACCAUUUCGAUAAGCCUAAUUACAAAGUGGAUAUUGAAAGGACAGACCAAGUUUUCAUGAAAAGCAAGCUGCAGUCUUCCAAUGAGAUCAAAAUCAACUCUGCACAAGAGCCUGAGUCAAUCAGGAGAUCAAACGUAAGAGGUCUAGAAGUCAUGAUCAGUGAGAAAAGCCAAGAAAUGGAGAAUAGCAACCAUCAGUUAGAUAGAAAAGAAGAAGAUGAUAAUAAAACUCUCAAAUAUGAACUAACUGAGGAACUAACUGAACAAAGAAGCCUAGAAAGGAGUUCUAAGAAUAUUGAUGAUUCUAAGAGCAAAGAUAGUCCAAAGGAUAUUAUGUAUGACCAGCUUGAGAAAAUCAUGGGAAACUGCUUUACAAAUGAAAAGAAGGACUCUAUAAUUGAUGCACAGGAUUAUAAGACUCUUAAAUACGCUGAAUCAGAUGAGGCAAAUGAGGAGUUCAAUAAGGACAAAGAAAGCUCAAACUCAGAAACCUCCUCUCCAACGACAGCAAAACGUAUAAACAGAGGUCCCCUUACUCAACCAGCAGCUGAAACCCCAGAAGAAGUUUUUCAGAAGAAGUCUGAAGUUAACACAGUCAUUACUCCUCGUGACUCUUCAUCUAAAAAUUCCUACCAGACUCCAGAAGACCACAGAAAUAACCUUCAGAACAACAUUGCACAAAAGGAAAUUUCCAAGGCAAUGUUGCAGAAAAGUUUCGAGUCUGGCAGAAGAGAGGAUGCUUUCAGUCUUCAGUUCUACUCGAACAGCUCACAUACUGAAGAACAGCCAGAGCAUCGAGAGGCUGACAAUAACGAAGACAACAUCAGAAUAUAUGUAGACCAAUGGGACGGAGAUAAUAGUGAGAAAAAGUCAGAAGCCAUGUCUAUAGACCCCUUCAACUGCACUGAAAGCAUGGGUAUUCAUACAGCUAAGAACAGUCCAUUUGAAAGUAAUACUAAAGAAAAGAACUCAAACAUGAGCGAGAAGUAUUCAGUUACUGAAGAAUCAGGGGAGAAAUACCUCAGCAGUGAAGCUAAAAUUGGCGGGAAUGCUUUUGACUACAAAAAGCCUAGCUUGAAUAAUAUUAGGAAGAACUUACAUUCUACCCUCCAAGAUAAUCUCAACAACAGCUCUAACAGUUUUGAUUUCAAAGAUUCCUUAUCUGCGAAAUCUCACUCGAUUUUGAAGAAUACUCAGUCUACCAUUGAAAUAAAUGAAGAGAUCAAAGAAGUGGCUGAAGAACUCGCUAAUAAUACCCAGAACAACCCUCAGUUCUUGCAUGAGUAUCCUCAUAUGGUGUCUCCUUCAGAAAAUGAGAUAGCCUCUCCAAACUAUAUGGAAGAUAACCAAUGUAUUGUUCUUUCAAACAAAAAGUGCAAGGAGGGUGAUUCUGGCUCAGCAGUUAUGGUCUACGAUGUUGCAGAUGAACCUGAAAAUCCAGAAGAGACAAACUUGAACCAUGAACAACAAGAAAUCAGUAAAAAGAGUGAAUAUGUCACAGAUGAAAUCCUCUCAAUGAUGCUAUUUAGUGACAUUCACGACCAUUGUCUGUUCCCAUACAGGACAAAUCAAGUGUUAAAAGAAGUGAAGGAUAAAUUCCCUUUCAAUAAACCAUUAGGUAUUAAGACCAACGAAGAGGGUGUUUGUGAAUUUAUUGAUCAGCUCAUUAAUCAUAUCCAGUCUACCUUUGUCCCAGCUGAGGAUUAUGACUUCUCUCCUUACCAAAAUAUUCAUAAAGAGACUUAUCUAGAUCAAGUUCUCAAGAAUUUAGAGAAAACUGUCAAAAUUGACCCUGCAAUUGAGCUAGCUCAAUUGCAGGUUUAUGAAGACAGCCCCCAAAAGAGCGAUAUCUUUGAAGACAUUAUCCCAAAUGAAAUCUUCUAUUCCCUUGAGCAAGAGAGGAAAGCUAUGUAUGAAAAUAUCUGCAGUGAGAUUAAACUCACAGAUGAAGAAAGGAACAAUAAAAUCCAUACGACGUUUAUACAUGACAAAAUGGUCUUUGACAGUUUUAACCACGGCCUCAGCAUUGUUGCCAGGAGGAAGAUUGAAUUACCACCUUGGCAUUUCGACACAAAGGCGUUGUCCAAUAGGAAGUAUUCCCCAGGCCAAGCUUUGGAGCUGCUCUACAAAGCCAAAAACUUGGUGCUAAAAUGGAAUGAUAUCGGGGCUGGUACAAACAAAAUUCCUCCAUACACAGGUCCUGAGAAUUCUAAGAUAGAGGAUAUCUUUGCUCCACCUCCUCCUGUCCCGACUGAAGAAGAGCGGAACCAACAAAUAAGAGAAGAAAAAUUGUCAGAACUCUUAAGCAAGGAAAUAAAUGAGGAAGCAGACAAUUAUGAAGACUGAGCAACACAGGUAAAGCUAGAUCUAGCAGACAUGAUCCUUGAAGAUCUUGCUAUGGAGAUGGCUAACCUUUUGGUAACAUUUUAAUCCUCAUUAUAAUAAUUUGUAAAGUCGAG